This is a messenger RNA of Drepanopeziza brunnea f. sp. 'multigermtubi' MB_m1, 621 nucleotides long. The record is from RefSeq and is a predicted model, not a curated record. NCBI's taxonomy places the organism in Eukaryota, Fungi, Ascomycota, Leotiomycetes, Helotiales, Drepanopezizaceae.
AUGGCACCAUCGAAGUCUAUCUGCGCGAUCUUGCUCGCCUUCAUCUUUCUCCUUCAUCAAGCUCAAGGAAGGAUUGUCAUCGGCUAUCGAACAGUCUCUGAAGCGGAAGCCAUGUCCAUAAAUCAAAACAACAAGCCAACUAGAAAUAUAUACUACGAUAACAUAUCCCCAGAUCAGUCUCAAUUAGGACCUGGCUUUUAUAUGACAAACGAAGCUGCCACCUGGUACACUUCAGACGACGAAUGGUUCUGUGUUAUUAAAGCGGAUGCACAGAAGUUCAACUCAAUCGGCAAAGUAUGGAUCCCAAGGAACUAUUGGAUGACCCCUCCAUAUUUGAUCCUGGGUUACAUCAGGACAUUGGUGAACAAUCCCGAGAAAGCGUUACGCUUUUCAUAUAUCUACAUGAGAGAGUAUAUGAUACAAAUGCUUAUUCCAACGAACGUGGUAAAUGACGAUGAUUUGGAUUUAUGGGGCCGGUGCUUUGACACAGCGGAAGGGCUGACAGAGUAUUCGGACGAGACCGUCAAUUGGGAAUCUUGGGGUAUUAGUGGAGAGGCUGGAAAACAGGGAGAGGAACCCAGUUAUGAUUCGGAUUCUGAUUUGAAUUCUGAUUCGGAUUGA